This is a messenger RNA of Notolabrus celidotus (New Zealand spotty), 1779 nucleotides long. RefSeq names its product spectrin repeat containing, nuclear envelope 2a (gene syne2a). Gene Ontology annotation, cellular component: meiotic nuclear membrane microtubule tethering complex; cytoplasm; nuclear outer membrane. The record is from RefSeq and is a predicted model, not a curated record. Gene Ontology annotation, molecular function: actin filament binding. Bases 1 to 1779 code for a protein of 592 amino acids. Gene Ontology annotation, biological process: nuclear migration. The transcript has 15 exons. Lineage: Eukaryota; Metazoa; Chordata; Actinopteri; Labriformes; Labridae.
AUGCCUCUGGAAACUACCUUCGCAGUCAACAACUGGACAAUGGAGCAUGAACAGAUUCAGAAGAGGACUUUUACCAACUGGAUAAAUGCUCAGCUCUCUAAGAGAUGCCCUUCCUCCUUCGUGUCAGACCUCUUCGCUGACCUCAAGGAUGGAUCACAGCUGCUCGACCUGCUGGAGGUGAUGACAGGCCAGCCUAUGAGAAGACAGAGGGGCCGAGGAGUAUUCCAGCAGAGGGCCAACAUCGAGACAGCACUGAACUUCCUCAAGAAAAAAUCAAUCAAACUGGUGAACAUAAACACCCCAGAUAUCAUUGAUGGACGGCCCUCCAUCAUCCUCGGCCUGAUAUGGACCAUCAUCCUCCACUGUCAUAUUGAGGAGCUAGCCAGCACUCUCGCCUACAGCUCUUGUCAUUCCUCCCUUGACUCUCUGACCAGCCUGGACUCCUUCUCUGGCAGCCCGGUCCCAGCCAGUCCGGUCCCUGCAGGCCGGACAUCGCCUCUGCACAGACGCUUCCGAAUAUCUGCCAAGAAGGCCCUGCUGAUGUGGGUCAGGGACCAGUGCCAGAAGGUUGGUUGCUCUCUCAGUGUGAAGGACUUUAAGAAGAGCUGGAAGAGUGGCGAGGCUUUCUUGGCCAUCCUGUGCUCCCUCAGACCACAGCUGGUCGACCUCUCUCUGGUCCGGUCUGGAAGCAACCAAGAGAACCUGGAGGAGGCGUUUCACCUGGCAGAGAGAGAGCUCCACAUCCCCCGGCUGCUGGAGCCCCAGGACGUUGAUGUUAAAGACCCUGAUGAGAAGUCCAUAAUGACAUAUGUGGCCCAGUUUCUCCAGUACUCUAAUGACAUGCCAUCACCUGAUGACCACCUGCAGCUGUUUCCUCUGAUCGAGCCUUCUUCUCUCCCAACUGUCAACCUGUCUGCUCACUUUGCUCCGGCAUUCGCUGUCUCACCGUUACGCCAGGUCCCUCCAAGUGAGCGUGCCCAGGAAGUGACCUGUUGGCUGCAGCAAACCUACCAAGAGCUGCUAGAGGCUCGGACAGCUACAGAAAACUCAAGCUUUGCUGAAAGAUAUCAGGUGUUUCAGAGACUCGCUGACUCCUUCACUGAGCAAAGGAAACCAGUGAUGACCCUCCUUGCUGCCAUAAGACGCUGCCCUGAGCUGAGUCAGGAGCAGCGAGCUCUGAAGACGGCGUGGGAUGGCCUGGAAGAGGAGCUGCGGAAAUGUAAAGCAGACCUGGACUCAAGUCUUCCUCCUCCGCUAGACUCGGUUGUUGAUUGGCUGCAGCGUGUGGAGGCCGCGCUAACAGAAGAGGGAGGGAAACAGAAAGCUCAUGCUGAUGCUGCAAAGAAUGCGAGAGCUCAACAAGACAAGUUGAAGACUUUGAUGAAAGAGAUGAGGCAUCAUGUCAACAUCCUCGAUACCUUCAAAAACAUGGACAACUCAGGAAGCGUAGUCGUGCCACUUGAGAAAUUGGACGAGGUAAAAAGACGCUUAACUGAUGUCCGAGUCACAGCCAAGUAUCAAGGGAUCAAGCUGGAAUACCAGGAAUCGCGUCACACUGUGCUGGAUCUCUUGGGCCACAUUAAGGCUAAAAUUCAGAUCUGGAGAACUCCCUACAGAUCCCAGGAGGCAGUGACUCAGCUUCUGCAGGAGUGGCAUCACGUCUCUGCCAACACGUAUGAAGCUAACCACGACCCCCAUCUGUUCGCUGCCUCCCUCCCUGAUGGCGCCGCGUGCCAGGGGAGGCCUUCUGCAGCACACUCACCCGGCCUCUACCCAUGA